CAAUGGCCCAAUCUCCUUCACGUCACCUCCGACUUCUCAUUCAAAGGGGUACUUUGGGCGGCAGGUGGAGUUAUAAUUAUAGAUGAGGAAAAAGCUACAUCAGCAGCUGUUGCUUCUGUUUGUUCCCAGCUAUAACUGUCAUCAGUGGGCAAAUUGGCAUAAACAGGCCUCCACAAGUGGAAAAACAUUUAACUCCUGUACUUGUCACCCUCUGGGUCUUCUCGGUGGCCAGGGAAGGAAAGAAAAUCUGACUGUGCAUGAGUGAAGAGCGGAGCCGAACGCAACACCGACCUGAAGGCACCUCUUCAGGGGGAGCCUGAAAUUGGAAGAUUUUCUUUCCCGUCGGAGACUUGAAACCAAAGAAAUAGGUUAGUGCACAGAGAGUAUAUCUAUGCAUUUUAAUCCUGAUCUCUACUCUGUCUGAUCUUAAUUUUUCUGAUAGCCGAAAUAGAAGGGUGGAUGGUUAAAUGAAAAAAAAGUUGAGGACUGUUAUUUAAAAUGAUGCUGCCCACAAGAACAAAUUAUAAAAUGUGCUUAAUUUAUUAGGCUCCUCUCUCCCAGUUUUGACUGUACUCACAUUACACAGAUAGACAAGGUAAAAUGGAAAAACGAAACUGGCUGUGGCAUGAUUCCCGUCCUCUCGUAAUGCCACUUACUUAUGCCAAAAGUCCUGGUUUCUUUACUAAAAUCAGUGAUGCUGAAGGCUUAAGUUUGUGAAUAUAGUGCCAGAGUUUUAUUUCUUUAGGGAAACUAGGCAAAUUAGAAUUGGAUUGUUUUCCCACCUCUGAAGAAAGACAGAACAUCCUCCCGUUUAGAUAAAAUGUGGGUUGCAGGCUACUUUAUACGAGAAAUCUGCCCACUUCUACCUCAGACCUCCAUAAUUUCCAUCUAAGUAGCUCUGGAAGACUCCCCUCAGAGAUUCUUUUGAGACAAGAAAGAUUUCCGAGAAAUUUCAUUUUCUCUGUAUAUGCUCCCUGUUAGAAAGUGGUGGUGCAGGAUUUUCAAACAAAGAUUAGUUCGGGGCCGUCUCAGAACCUGAAUGUUUGAUGUCUUGUUGAAAAGCAAUGAAUGCCAGAGAACUCACUGAAACGAGGCAUAGGGGUCCAAUUCUCAUUCUACCCGUAUCUGUGGAACAGAUCCACGUGGAGAGAGCCCUAAAUAAUGGCCUUAUUUUGGUCGGCUCCAAACAGAAAGUGAACCUCCCUAAGCCUUUUACGCAUGACUUCCAAAGGGAAGUGCGCCUUCUGUACUAUCCCUGUGGCCCUGCCUUUUGAAACGUACAGAGUGUCAACCGUGCACUUGCAGCUCCGCUGGAGAGAUACCCACAUCCAACUAAAACCACCAAAAGUGACCCAUCAAUUAAAUUCUCUUAAGAGUCUUGCUUCUUUUCAACAGUAUCUCCUGAGUUCUCCGAAAAGAGCCAUUAAGUUCCCCUUACGAAAUUUAAGGGUGAAAUAAACACUUCUUUACAUACUGUAGCAGAUAAAGACCCAAACAGUAAGUAUGGCCAGUGCCUUUGAAAAUGUCAAUUAAUAUAGCGUAUCAGUACCCUGAAUCUUCCCGUGGGUUAGGAAAAUAACAUGACAGGUGAUUCUACAACAUAUUUCAUAUAUCAUAUUCAUUCGUUCGUUCAAAUAUUACUAAGUCAUGACUAUAAAACCUGAAAAUAAUAUUUAUAAAUUAAGCCGGGUUCUAAUAAUACUCUUUCCAGAGACUACUCUCCUCCCCUUUUCUACUAAAAGAUUUAACAUGGAGAUGUUGGUUAUCUCCAAAUUCCAAAUGGUUUAAACAGAGAAAGGCAAAAUGGGGAGAUGGUUGACUGGUGACCGGCUUGGGUUUCUUUGAGACACAGAUUUAUGUUCCAUCUUAAGCACUGCUUUUUACUUGUGUUUUGUCUUCUUGCUCUUCUAGAAAAAAAUAGAAAAGCUAUCCAAGAUGACUGUCACGUACUCCAGUAAAGUAGCAAAUGCGACUUUUUUUGGAUUUCAUAGGUUACUCCUCAAGUGGAGAGGCAGCAUCUACAAACUACUGUACAGGGAAUUUAUUGUCUUUGCUGUUUUUUACACGGCAAUAAGUUUGGUGUACAGAUUGUUACUUACAGGAGCCCAAAAACGUUACUUUGAAAAAUUAUCAAUUUACUGUGACAGAUAUGCUGAACAAAUUCCAGUAACCUUUGUGCUUGGGUUUUAUGUUACUCUGGUAGUGAACCGAUGGUGGAACCAGUUUGUGAACCUGCCCUGGCCAGACAGGCUGAUGUUCCUCAUCUCCAGCAGUGUUCACGGAAGCGACGAACACGGGCGCCUGCUCAGAAGGACCCUGAUGCGCUAUGUGAAUCUCACGUCCCUGCUCAUCUUCCGCUCGGUGAGCACGGCUGUGUACAAGAGGUUCCCUACGAUGGACCAUGUGGUUGAAGCAGGUUUUAUGACGGCAGAUGAAAGAAAAUUAUUUGACCACCUCAAAUCUCCUCAUCUGAAAUAUUGGGUUCCAUUCAUCUGGUUUGGAAAUCUUGCAGCUAAAGCCCGGAAGGAAGGUAGAAUCAGAGACAGUGUUGAUCUGCAAUCACUGAUGACUGAAAUGAACAGAUACCGCUCUUGGUGCAGCCUCUUAUUUGGUUAUGACUGGGUUGGGAUUCCGCUGGUUUACACCCAGGUUGUCACUCUGGCUGUCUACACCUUCUUCUUUGCCUGCCUGAUUGGACGCCAGUUUUUGGAUCCCACCAAAGGCUACGCGGGGCAUGACUUAGAUCUUUACAUUCCAAUCUUCACUCUCCUACAGUUCUUCUUCUAUGCAGGAUGGCUCAAGGUAGCUGAGCAGCUUAUCAACCCUUUUGGAGAAGAUGAUGAUGAUUUCGAAACCAACUGGUGCAUUGACAGAAAUCUGCAGGUCUCUCUUUUAGCUGUGGAUGAAAUGCACAUGAGCUUACCCAAGAUGAAGAAGGACAUUUACUGGGAUGAUUCUGCUGCUCGACCACCUUAUACACUGGCAGCCGCUGACUACUGCAUACCUUCCUUUCUGGGGUCAACAGUCGAAAUGGGACUGUCCGGGUCAGAUCUCCCUGGUGAGGAGUGGCUGUGGAGUUUCGAGAAGCACGGCCAGCGCCAUUCCAUGAUUAGAAGAGUCAAGAGGUUCCUGAGUGCCCACGAACACCCCGCCAGCCCCAGGAGGAGAAGCUAUGGCAGGCAGGCCAGUGACAGCUCCAUGUUCUUCCCCCCAAGUGGUGACGUCAGCCCAGCCAGAGAUCUGCUGGAUGUGCCCUCGAGAAGCCCCCACCGUGCCUCACCCGCCCAAAGGCAACCCUGCUCCCCAGAGGGGAACCCCAAGGCAUACUCCAGCCUGGGGGAGCUGUCCACGAUCAGAGAGACCAGCCGGACAAGCACUUUGCAGAGCCUGACUCCACAGUCGAGCGUGAGGGUCUCCCCCACCAAAAUGCCGCAGGUCCCCGAGGUACUGAUCACAGUGACCGAGGCACCAGUGCCCACAUCCCGUGACUCCACUGCCUCCAUCCAGAGUGCAGAGUUUACCGGGGUUGAGCCAAGCGGGACUGGACAGCAGGAGGUGCCUGUGGGAUUGAUUGCAUUCCCCUCAGAGAAAGGGACACCUCCUAGGGACCCCAGUCCUCAGACUAGUUCAGCCAAAGAUGAGAGAAACAUCCUCACGUUAGCCUCUGGGGAAGACCCUAAUGAUAAUGACAAGUUCCCCAAACGGUGGAGCCUCCCCGGUUUCCUGGCGUCCAGCCACGCCUCCCUGACAGGCCUAAGUCCAGAUCCCAUCAGUUCUGAGCCCGUUCUUUCACUUGACACAGAAACAUCCUCAGAGACCAGUGGAAUCAACAUUGUGGCUGGCUCGCAAGCCUCUCCUGAUGUGCUAUACUUACUGGAAAACCUGGACACCAAGGAAACAGACAUCGUAGAUUUUAAUAAUGAGCAAGCUGAGGCAUCAGCCAACGGAAUACCAGAAAGGUCUAGGACCUGGUUCUAGCCUAGAUUCUUACUUUCCCAGAAGUUCAGCAUUAGUUCCAGAACAUACCUAAGGACUGGUCAACUUUUUAAAAAGCCAUCACACUGUAUAAGCUACUUUUUAAACUGAAGGGCAUUAUGAUCCUGAGUGUCUGAGAACUGAGAAAACCAAACACAUUCACAUCAUCCAUUACAAGGUGACUUUCAUAUAAGUUACACAGACCACAGUGACAUAUCUUAACCAAAUAAGGAAUCUUAAAUAUAUAUACAUAUAUAUAUACAUAUAUAUAUGACUUAUAAUUCAUAGAUUGCUAGCUUUGUAGAUAGAUAGUCCAGUCUCCUGAUUUUGCCUAUAGGGAGACAAAGGAGUCUCUCCUCCCCUCCUUUUUCUUUUCUUCUGCGCUUCAAUUAUAAACAGAGGGAGCUGGGUCACACAAUGCCUCAAAAGCCCCUUCCUAAUUCCGACUCUUUGAGGCUUUCUGUCUCACUCCUUUCUAGAAUUAUUAUCACUUCUUGAUUCGUAAGCUCUAUCAGCAUCACAACCUCCAUCUCCCUUCAAUUUCCUUUUCUCUGUUUUCUUUUUAUUCUCUCAUCCCUUCAUCCUUCCCUUCUACUCCGUCCCUCCUUUCAAGUGGUAAUAUUUUCUCUUGCUAUCUCUGCUGCUUACAUCUUGCCACAGUUUUCAAACCAUGAGGUGUUGGCAAUGCCUCCUACGGGGCGAUCAAAGAUGUCUGACACAUGCCAGCCUCCUAGUGGAAGGGGUGUGGGAGCUGAUGGCACCCCACCACACCCUCGGCCGCCAUUGCUGUUCUUUCCAUAUCCACUCUUUGGUCUUGAACAUUGGAGAAAAACUGGAAGGACAAGGAACCUGAAUAACCAAAUGAUAUGGAACCGAAGAAUAACAAGGCUUGAGUGUGUUUAACUUGAACUCUUAAAGCAAAAAUCCCAAUCAUGUCCCAAUCUGGGUCCAGUUACCAUAUCUUCCAGGUUGUUUGGCAUGAGGUAGGAUCUCGGAGCUGGGAGGUUAAGGGGGUCCAGGACUGCACAAUGCGAUGGGAUGUUGACCACCUCCCUCCAAAGGGUUGUGGGGGUUGCAAUUGGCUGGGGCCUCCAACUUUGUCUGGAAGGCCAUGUCUUAGGAGUACUGCUGUCACUAUUUCUGUUGAAUGAUGAGGCUCGACUACAUAUGACUUACGAAAUAAAGUAACCCUAGUUGCUACCCUUUAUCAAGUGCUCAAGUCCAGGCAGCAGUGCGUAAAGUUCACAGAGAAUCUCACUAAUCCUCACAGGAAUCCUAUGGGUCAAUAUACUAUUCUCACCAUCUUA
Messenger RNA from Leopardus geoffroyi (Geoffroy's cat), 5282 nucleotides. It is a transcript of the gene BEST3, whose product is annotated as bestrophin 3. The record is from RefSeq and is a predicted model, not a curated record. NCBI's taxonomy places the organism in Eukaryota, Metazoa, Chordata, Mammalia, Carnivora, Felidae. The coding region runs from base 1936 to 3978 and encodes 680 amino acids. The transcript has 9 exons. Gene Ontology annotation, molecular function: chloride channel activity.